GGGUAUUAUCAUCGAUACUACUUUUCCAUAACGUUACAUCAAGUUUAGGCACAACAUUUGCUCAGCAAUUCUUAGAUUCAUUUACAUCAUUCAAUCAUCUCAUUUGUAAGAUGAUGUUGACUCCAGAAUCCGAAGAAACGCAAGACGAGGCAAUGGAGACGGUAUAUUCGUCUGAGGUAGAUUCGUCUGAAGAUGGCUCAAUAAACAUUUUGUUACACAAUACUUUACAUAGGUCGCAAGAAAAGUUGAUGGCUGCAGACGAACCCCAUUCAUCCAAUCUCAAUAUACUUCAAUUUGGGAGCAUGAGACCUGUUAUCGGUGGUGACACACUGGAUUAUGAAGAUCAUUGGAAGUCGGAAAGGCCAAGGGACUACGAGUUUUUGAGGAGUGCACUUCGGGAAGAACGAGGAAGUCCUCCUCCUAGCGAAGAACUAUACGAAUCAUAUAAGUCUGCUGCUGCCGCAGCGAAUGGCAAUAAAUCUUCCUUAUUCGAUGCAGUGAAGAUUUUCUUCAAAGAUUGGGACAAUGACAAUGACAAUGGAAAUGGAAAUGGAAAUGGAAAUUAUGGCCAGAUUAUUCAACAGGAGUUCACGUUAUUCGGAAAUCGUGCUGAAAUGGCGGAUUUAAAGUCACCCACGCCGCGUAUUGUCGAAGGAUUUCGAGGCGGCAAAGAAUAUUUAGAGCAACUAUAUAAAAGCUUCGACGGGGCGGCCGAGAUGAUCAGAGACGAACGGACACGAUCAUCAGCAUUUUGCCAUUUUGCAGGGGAUUGCGCGCCCAUUAGUGAUUCAUAUGGCCGCGAAGCCCAUCGUCUGGGAUAUCUAGGGGCGUUCAUGCUUGCAGAACGACGACUAGCUUUUGAGUAUAUGAAGAGAUUCCGCUCUAAUGGGGAAUACUACUGGGGUGACCUGAAAGAAUGUGCCACUGUCUUCACUUUCAUGAUGAAUGAAUCCUGGAUUUCUCUCUCCGGACAUUUUACUCGGAAAAGCUCAAAGAGAAAGCAUAGAUAUGGGAGUUAUCUGGAAUAUCAAAAGUGCGAGCUUUUCUGCUUUUAUACAGAUGUAUCGUAUGAAGUAUUCAAAGAAGCGUGGACAGUACUGAGAAAUACUCAGCAGAUUUCGAAAGAGCGAUCUGUUGCGAUAGCCCUGGAGAUGAAAAAGAGUAUGCACAUAGCAGCUGCAUGGGGAGCUUUCAUUGCAGAGAAGAAAAAUGAGGCAAGAGCGGAUUCUCAGUCGCGAGAUCGGAUGCUUGCUCGCAGGUAUAUGGCUAUUGAGGCAUGGAGGUCUGAGGAAGAGAUGAUUCAAAGUAGGAGAAAUCUUGAUGGGAUGGGGCCGAAGGACAGGGAAGCCUAUUUCAAAUUGCAGGAAGUGAGGUAUGCCUGAGUUUCAAUUGCGUGUUAAAAACAUACGAUAAUCGAAUUCCAAUAGCUAUUAUUCCGUAAUGAACAUAUGCAUUUCUA
Messenger RNA from Botrytis cinerea B05.10, 1459 nucleotides. RefSeq lists its product as hypothetical. The coding region runs from base 111 to 1382 and encodes 423 amino acids. The transcript has a single exon. The record is from RefSeq and is a predicted model, not a curated record. Lineage: Eukaryota; Fungi; Ascomycota; Leotiomycetes; Helotiales; Sclerotiniaceae.